Messenger RNA from Columba livia (rock pigeon), 1980 nucleotides. RefSeq names its product heme binding protein 2 (gene HEBP2). Gene Ontology annotation, molecular function: heme binding. The record is from RefSeq and is a predicted model, not a curated record. Lineage: Eukaryota; Metazoa; Chordata; Aves; Columbiformes; Columbidae. Bases 151 to 702 code for a protein of 183 amino acids. Gene Ontology annotation, cellular component: cytoplasm. The transcript has 5 exons.
AACAGCAUCACCCUCCAAAGGGGCUGCGGCAUGGGCGGAGUUUGACGAAACUAUUAAACUAAACACCAACACGCAGCAUCUUGUGAGUAUGUGUGGCCUCAGAGGGACAGACUGCGAUAGCUAGAAGGACAGCUUAAAAACUCCGGCAAGAUGAUCAAAUCCUUCAAGCAAACAUUUCUGUCCCUGGAUCUGCAGUCCCCUCGCUGGAGCUCAGUGGAGACAAUGGUGAAGGAUUAUGAACUGCGUCAGUAUGAGACGGCCAAGUGGGUCAGCACAGUCAUCCAGGGAGAGACCCAGAAGGAGGCGAUGCGCCAGGGCUUCUGGAAACUCUUCCACUACAUCCAAGGGAAGAACGAAAAAGAAAUGAAGAUUGAUAUGACUGUACCAGUGACAUGUCUGAUAAAAUCUGGCUGCGCAGACUUCAAGAUCUCUUUCUUUGUGCCAUUUGAACAUCAGGACUCCCCACCACAGCCAACCGACUCGGAUGUGUUUAUCGAGGAGCGCAAGGCAGCAGCUGUCUUUGUGCGGUCCUUUGGUGGAUUUGCCUCCCCAGAGAAAUAUGCUGAUGAAGCUGAAGUCUUGGCCAGAACCUUAAGAAACAGAGGCCAACCAUUCCAUGAAGACUUCUUCUAUACUGCAGGCUAUGACAGCCCCUUCAAGCUCUUCAACAGGCACAAUGAAGUGUGGUAUUUUAAAAAGUAAUACGGUGGGCAGGGUGGAAUAUUAGGAGGCUACUAAUCAGCUCUGGAUGAAAACAGACCUUAUUAAUGGCUUUUGCUUUAGUGCAGAAGAGAUUUAAUGUGCACAUGGACACAGCAUGAUGUCUAAUUUAUUUUCUCUAGGAUGAAAUACUUCUGUGGCUAAAAAAUAUUUCAGCUCUUUCUACAAGAUGUCAUUUAAGUUAGAUUGUACCAGCACAAGUGGGAGGGAGAUACGACAAACCUAUUCCUCUCAUUGAAAGCUCCUAGGAAACACUAAUAACCUGAAAAUAUUUCUACAGAACAGUUUGGACAUCUAGUUCUACUUCUCAUUAGAAGUGCUACAGCAAUAGCUCAAGUCUUAUGGAGAAUGACUUCUUCAUAGAGCUAACUUUGCCAUAUUGAUAUCACUCCUGAGACAACAAAGAGAUGGGGGAAAUUAAACAAAUUUUUUAAAGAAACCUACCAUUAAUGAGUUUUGGACAGCAGUAAUACCUUAGCAAGCCCUAGUGCCUCAUAUGCAGUAACAUUAUCUUUUUUAAUAGCAUUAUUUAAAUCCCCCACCUCUACACGCAUUUUUCGUCACGGGGGCUGGCCACUGUCUCGCUCCAGACUAAUGCCAGUGGCCAGAUUAAACUAAGAGUUCAGUGGAAAAGGGUUAACAACGUCCAACCUGUAAAGUUAUUCUACACACAUAAUCUGCACCGGAACAUGUAAUACCAGACUUACUGGUGGCCUGUCAUUUAGGAGCAAACACACAAGUAGCGUUUAGCUUUCACCUACAAAGUACUAAAGACUUGUUCAAUUACUUAGCUUUGUCCAAAUCUUGGUAUUGUGAGGUCAGCUGCAGCCCAACACCCAAGUUAGAAGACACUUGCAGGACUAGCAUUUGAACUAGUUUAGACCCUGCUCUAAAUCAAGCAUUUGAAGCUUUUAUCAAGUAGCCUGGAGCUGUUUUACAGCAAGCUGUUCAAGUCAGAAAACAGUUCACAACUACAGGUAGAGUUUACAAAUUUUUAUUGGUUCCAAUCAGUAUCAGGCAAACAUUACCAGUGUGGUAAAAACCCCUUCGCUUUUUAAUGCUGUUCAUGCAAGUGUAACCCAUAGUUCGGCAAUCUUCCACCUAUUACGACAGACAUAACCAUUAUAAGGCACCAAACCGGCACAAGAAGCUUGCUGGGAACAACUCAGACCUUAGAUUUUCAUCUCUUUUCAGAAAGAGAGAGUUCAAGGCAAAGGUUAUCAUCACUUGUUCCAGCAAAUAAAUUUCAUUAUUCCCACA